Dermacentor silvarum is the source of this 686-nucleotide messenger RNA. RefSeq lists its product as uncharacterized. The record is from RefSeq and is a predicted model, not a curated record. The transcript has 2 exons. The coding region runs from base 345 to 653 and encodes 102 amino acids. Lineage: Eukaryota; Metazoa; Arthropoda; Arachnida; Ixodida; Ixodidae. Gene Ontology annotation, cellular component: nucleus; transcription regulator complex. Gene Ontology annotation, biological process: regulation of transcription by RNA polymerase II.
CGUCCACACUAGCGACAAAAACGCGCGCGACACGCCGCGCGCGGCAAGCGGUGCUGUCGCGCGCGGCAAGAUUCACGAAAAGCGGCAGCAACGCGCGGCAAACGCGCGAAUGGGUGCGAGACCCAUUUUUUCGCGGCAGCCGCGAAACGAGCACCAAUCAGAAGCGCGCCGCGCUGUUGUGGCGCCAUCUGUCGCACAAGCGUAGAAUCAUAAUGUAUGGGCUCUGAGAUCGAACAGUGACAAACACGCCGUAAAAUCUCAGAGGCCAUUUCCAGUCAAGGGGGCUGUUUUUGUUAAGCCUUCCCACACCGCCAUCGAGACGUCGACGAAGAAGUCGCCUGGCAAUGGAGGCUUUUUUGGAAACAGUUCGGGGAUAUCCGUGCCUGUAUGACAAGUCGAACGGCGAUUUUAAAGACAAGGAUCUGCGCGCCAACCGCUGGCACAUUAUUGGACAGCAGUUUGGCAUGACAGGCGAGCAGGCAGCGGGGAAAUUUAAAAACUUCCGCGACCGCUGGCUCAAAAUAGCCCUUGAAAAAAAGAAGGCCUGCAAGAGUGGUGCUCCCGGCAAGGACGGGAAAGUGAAGACCGAGUGGACGUACUUUGAUAUUGUCGACAGCAUCCUGCGGAGCACACCGUACUACGCGGAAAAGUAAGGUGCACUUGUGAAGUGUCGUUCACCUCUGUUC